AUGUUAGUAAACAAAACAUGGUAUAAAGAAGGAUGUCGACGAUUACAUAUAGAUCGAGAUGACAUAAUGGAAUGGUUAAAAUUAAAAAGGAUCAAUAAAUUGGGUAGCUUUAUAAGAUGUCAAAAUCUUGAUAGGUUAGAUGAAUAUGGUAGGAUAAUUAAAAAGCUUAAGAAAAUUCGUGAAAAAUUAAAUGAAUCGCAUUUGAUUGCACAUAACAAUUAUUACGAAGCAUUGAGAAAUCUUCCAGAUACAUUUGAUUUCUGGCCUAUUGAAGCUCUCAUUUAUGAAAUUUUGAAAGAUUAA
This is a messenger RNA of Entrophospora sp. SA101, 303 nucleotides long. NCBI's taxonomy places the organism in Eukaryota, Fungi, Glomeromycota, Glomeromycetes, Entrophosporales, Entrophosporaceae. The record is from the annotation of a GenBank genome assembly.